GGAGGGGCACACUAAGCUUUUGGUCAACAAGUACAAAUAAUUAACAUGGGAAUAAGCAAAAAAAAGUUAAUAGGGAAAAGACAUGGCACCACCCACACUAAAACACAAAAAACAGCCCUUAACAGGAGACAACACUCACCUAAAUUAACAGAUGAAGUAAGCAUUAGAAAUGUAUGUAAAUUUCUAACGUGGACCAAAAGGCUCAUAAACACAAGAACAAAAUCAUUAUUUAAGUCUGGAAAAUUUGAGUCUCUCUGCAGCAUUCACAGACCAGCUGUCCUUCUCAAUCUGCACACACCCAGCUACACACUAUGGCUGACAAUACUAGCACACCAACCCUGUUAGACUCCACCAUAACUUUCUCAGAGCCAACUUCUCCUUCUUCGAAGUUCUUUGAUGAGAAAUUCUCACCUGAAGGUGAAAAGGUGGGUCCAAAAGAUGGUGGAGCAGACACUGCUGUCAUUGCAGGUGUCACUGUUGCUUUACUUUUGGUUCUUCUUUGUCUGCUUGGGGUUUUGAUCCAUUACAUGUACCGGCACAAAGGUACCUACCGCACAAAUGAGGCGAAGGGCACAGAGUUUGCAGAGACAGCUGAUGUUGCAUUGAAGAGUGAUCCCUCACUGCAGGACACUGUGGAUGAAACCAAGAAAGAGUACUUCAUCUAAGUCAACGUCUUCUUAAAGAAUUCUGUUCUCUUGCUUGGAAUUAUGGGGCCAUCUUAAUCCCUUGCACAGCAAGAAUGAAAAAUAGAAAGAAAAAAUAUUUACUAAUAUACUAAGAGUAACUAGCCAGUCAGUCAAUAUAACUGACAUUGGUUUGCACUUUUAUUCUAACAAUAUAUACUGAUGGAAAAAAGAGACAACACCUCCUACUCCACACCCUGGCCCUCCCAUCUGCUUGGAACAGGUUGAAGAUUGACUCAGAUGGGAAGAGGACCUGAUGCCACUGCUGAGGAGUCCAUCGCAGGCUCUGUCUGGCCCAAGCCAGUCGGGUGUGAUGUCUAGAAGGUGUGAGCAGAGGGCCUCACUGUCCUGUCACUGAUGUGGGCAUUGUCACUAAUGUGUCUGCUGGGAGUGUCAGCAGCAGUAUGGGUGGCAGAUCUAAAAUGAUCUCUCAGAUGGACCAGUCUGAUGUGUCGGUCCUGCUCUGGUGUG
Lepisosteus oculatus (spotted gar) is the source of this 1154-nucleotide messenger RNA. NCBI's taxonomy places the organism in Eukaryota, Metazoa, Chordata, Actinopteri, Semionotiformes, Lepisosteidae. The record is from RefSeq and is a predicted model, not a curated record.